Messenger RNA from Exophiala spinifera, 849 nucleotides. RefSeq lists its product as uncharacterized. Lineage: Eukaryota; Fungi; Ascomycota; Eurotiomycetes; Chaetothyriales; Herpotrichiellaceae. The record is from RefSeq and is a predicted model, not a curated record. Bases 1 to 849 code for a protein of 282 amino acids. The transcript has a single exon. Gene Ontology annotation, molecular function: catalytic activity.
AUGCCUCUAGGAAAGGAAUCUCGGUUUUUCACCAACUACGGCGUCCGAAUUCACUACCGUAUUUACGGCAGCGGCCCUGCUCUGGUGUUUGUCCACGGGCAUCCUGACAACGAGAUGACGUUUGAGUAUCAAAUCGACGAAUUCGCAAAGGACCACACCGUCAUUUUGCCUACGGUUCGAGGGUAUCCCCCAAGCGACGUACCACUGGACGAAAAUGCCUACGACGGAGAUGUAAUGGCCGGAGACCUCCUUGCGCUGAUCGACCAUCUUGGCUUCGAGAAGGCAAUAUUUGCUGGAGGAGACGUUGGAGGGAUUCUGGUUCAAAAAUUGGCCUUCCUUCAUCCUGAGAGAUUCAACGGGCUGGUCAUCUUCAACACGCCCAUUCUGGGAACCAUGAUGCACCUGAUUCACCAUGACAGAGACCAGCAACGUCUCUCCCAGUACUCGCUCAAGUACAUUGCACACAAUCCCGGCGACUCUUACGAUCUCGACUUUGUUGUGCGAACAAUCCCAGACCCAGGCUAUCGCGCAAAGAUCAAACAAUACCUGCAAGAAUCGCCAGAGGCUGGGAUGUUCUACUUUUUCCGAAAGAACUUUCCUGGUCCUCCUUACGGGCAGGAUGUCGACACUUCGAAGAUGCAUUACAGAAUGCCAUCGAUUGUCGUCUGGGGUAUGCAAGAGCCAUAUUUCUCAGAAAAGAUGUUGGAUGGCUUCUACAAGUGGUUUGAUCAGUCUGUUCGCGUGGUUACACUUCCGAAUGCUGGUCACUGGCUCUGGCGAGAAGACCCCGUGAAGGUGAACAGAGAACUACGCUCAUGGCUGACUGCGCUUGAGUCGGGACAACUGUGA